This is a messenger RNA of Euleptes europaea (tarantolino), 1532 nucleotides long. RefSeq names its product 5'-nucleotidase domain-containing protein 2-like. The record is from RefSeq and is a predicted model, not a curated record. The transcript is spliced from 14 exons. The coding region runs from base 57 to 1517 and encodes 486 amino acids. NCBI's taxonomy places the organism in Eukaryota, Metazoa, Chordata, Lepidosauria, Squamata, Sphaerodactylidae. Gene Ontology annotation, molecular function: 5'-nucleotidase activity.
CGCCGGCCCCCGGCCCCCCGGACCGCAAGAGCUUCCUCUGGGCGCGCUAUGGGGAGAUGAAGCGGCUGGUGCAGGACUUGCUCCCGCCCGGGGUGUGCAAUCUCCUGAACCCUUCGACCAUCUAUGCCAACAACGAGAUCUCUCUGAGCACCAUCGAGGUCUAUGGCUUUGACUAUGACUACACCCUGGCGCUCUACUCUCCCGCUCUUCACUCCCAGAUCUACAACACCGCUCGGGAGAUCCUCGUGGAGCAGUAUAAGUAUCCAAAGGGCAUCCUGAAGUACGAAUACUGGCCCAGCUUUACAAUCCGGGGUUUGCACUACGACAUUGCCAAGGGCUUGCUCAUGAAGAUAGAUGCCUUUCACUACAUCCAGCUGGGCACCGUGUACCGGGGCUUGAAACCUGUACCAGAUGAGGAGGUGCUGGAGAUGUAUGACGGCACCCACCAUAUCCCCCUGCACCAGGCUAGUGGCUUCUACGGCAAGGGCCCGGCCAUCAAGCAGUUCAUGGACAUUUUCUCCCUGCCGGAAAUGACCCUCUUGGCCGUAGCCAACGACUUCUUUAUCAGCAACGACAUCGAUUACGAUCCCAUCCAUCUCUACAAAGACGUCACGGACGCCAUCCGAGAUGUCCACAUCAAAGGUUUCAUGUACAAGUGGAUCAUGCAGGACUUGGAGAAGUACAUCUUGCGUGGGGACGAGACUUACGCCGUGCUCCAUCGCCUGGCCGACAGCGGCAAGAAACUCUUCCUGAUCACCAACAGCCCUUUCAGCUUCGUUGACAAAGGAAUGCGGUACAUGGUGGGCCAAGAGUGGCGGGAAUUCUUUGACGUGGUCAUCGUCCAGGCAGACAAACCUCAUUUCUUCAACGAUUGUGUCAAACCUUUCCGGCGACUGGACAGCAACGGUGAUCUCCAGUGGGACAAAAUAAACAAGUUGGAAAAGGGGCAGGUGUACAAGCAGGGCAACCUUUUUGACUUCCUCCGGCUGACGGGUUGGCGUGGAUCCAAGGUCCUCUACUUUGGAGACCAUCUCUACAGUGACCUGGCGGAUCUCAUGCUGCGCCAUGGCUGGCGUACGGGAGCCAUUGUUCCUGAGCUGGAGACGGAGACCAAAAUGGUGAACACCGAGCAGUAUUCGCAAGCACUCACCUGGCUGCAGGCCUUAACUGGGUUGCUGGAACGUAUGCAGAUGUACCAGGACUCAGAAUCCCAGCAAGUGCUGAAGGACUGGAUGAAGGAGCGGCAGGAACUCAGAGCUCUCACCAAGAACCUCUUCAACCCUCAGUUUGGAAGCAUCUUCCGCACGUGCCACAACCCCACGUACUUCUCGCGCCGCCUGUGCCGCUUUUCGGACAUCUACAUGGCCUCUCUCAGCUGCCUGCUGAACUACGACCUCAACUACACCUUCUACCCGCGACGCACCCCGCUGCAGCACGAGGCGCCACUCUGGAUGGACCAGCUGUGCACCGGCUGCAUGAAGACGCCCUUCCUCGAAGAAAUGGCGCACAUCCGCUAGGGGCCAAGCAGGGGG